Messenger RNA from Cotesia glomerata, 1998 nucleotides. Its product is annotated as protein phosphatase methylesterase 1. NCBI's taxonomy places the organism in Eukaryota, Metazoa, Arthropoda, Insecta, Hymenoptera, Braconidae. The record is from RefSeq and is a predicted model, not a curated record. Bases 267 to 1472 code for a protein of 401 amino acids. Gene Ontology annotation, biological process: protein demethylation. The transcript is spliced from 7 exons. Gene Ontology annotation, molecular function: protein methylesterase activity.
UGUGGAUACUACGCACACUAUAUAUUAUAUAUAGUAUACACGCUAACUGGAGAAAGAGACGACAUUAGUUAGGAACCAACAAUUUAAGAUUUAAGUACAUAAAUAAUUAUGUCCAUAUUAUUGAUAACUCAAUAAUUGAUUGCAUCGGCAAAAUAUUAUUCACUAUUGUUAAAAAAAUGUGUUAUAAUUUUUUAUAAAUAUAUUUUGGUUCAAUUCAUAAUUUGAGUGCAAACUAAUACAGGUAUUUGUCAUUAAUAAUAAUAAUAAUGUCGGCUUUACAAAAAUCAGUUUUGAAAUCAAAACUUCCACCUUCUGGAAUAGAUUUUACUUCAUCAAAAUCAUGUAAAGCAAGAGCACUACAACGAAAGCGGGACUACGACCCCGUAGAAUGGACCCCCUUUUUUGAUGAAUCGAAAGAUGUUGUAAUUGGAGAGAAUACAUUUCAUAUUUAUACAAAAGGAAAUGAGGGACCAACUCUUGUAUUAUUGCACGGUGGUGGUUACAGUGCUCUAACUUGGGCAGAAUUUACUAAAUCUAUAACAUCGAUGAUAAUUUGCCGAGUAUUAGCGAUGGAUUUGCGAGGUCAUGGUGAUACUCACACAACAGAUGACGAAAAUUUAUCAGCAGAUACAUUAGCAAUGGAUGUUGCAGCUGUUAUAAAACAAGUAACAGAAAACAACCCAGUUAUAUUGGUUGGGCAUAGUAUGGGUGGUGCUGUAGCGGUUCGAGCAGCUGAACAUAUAGAAAACUUGGCUGGAUUAACUGUGAUCGAUGUGGUUGAAGGCACAGCUAUGGAUGCCUUGACAUCGAUGCAAAGUUUUCUGAGGUCAAGGCCAACUAGUUUUGGGUCAAUCUCACAAGCUAUCGAGUGGUGUGUACGGAGUGGGCAAAUACGGAACAUUGAAUCAGCUAAAGUAUCAGUUCCAGGGCAGAUAAAAAACAAUGAAACAAAUAAACUUGCAACUCACGAUAUUAAAGAAGCAUUGGCAUCAUCGGUUGCUCAUUCCACUGAAAAUUUAUCAGUUACAAUCGAACGCGAUGAUGUAAUACACGAAGAUGAAGUUGUUGGCGAUGAUCAUCAUGAUGAUCAUGGUGAAGAUGAUGAUGAAAAGAAACAUAAAUUACCCACGGCAACGAAAGAUUUUACAACGCAAAAUAAAAAGUAUAGUUGGAGAAUAAACUUAUCGAAAACUGAAAAUCACUGGAGCGGUUGGUUCAAAGGCUUGUCAACGGCAUUUUUAAAUGCUCCUGCUCCAAAAUUGUUGCUGUUAGCUGGAAUUGAUAGAUUAGAUCGUGAACUCACUGUAGGACAAAUGCAAGGUAAAUUUCAAAUGCAAGUGCUACCUGCUUGCGGACACGCAGUUCACGAAGACGUUCCAGAUAAAGUUGCCGAAGCGAUAGCAACGUUUAUGGUUCGAAAUAAAUUUGCCGAGCCAGCAUCAGAUUUCCAUCGUGUAUUUCCAGCAUAUUAAUCACUUACUGUAAUAAAUAUUUAAAUAUUUAUAAAUUUAUGGGCGUUUAUAUGCGUGUAAAUAUUAUACACAAAAGCCGAUGGGAUCUUUGAGAAUAACACAAGGUCCUGCUCUUCCAGUUCUGAGCGGCGAUACCUAAUAAAUAAUGACAAUAUUAAAAUCCCGUCAAUACUUAUCAUCAAUAAAAAUAAGCUAAGCAAAUAAAUUAAGAGCUAAGUAAUAAUAAUUAGAUAUUAAUGUAGCUUGAAAUAAUAUAAAGCUAAAGGUGUGUACCUGAUGCCAUUCAUUAAGAAUCGGAUCAUAAGUCUCGACAAGAGUGAGAUAUUGCUGUCCGUCGUAGCCUCCAACUGCAAAUAAUUGAUCACCCAGUAGACAGACACCGACGGCAUCGCGAGCAACACUCAUUGGAGCAACCAUCGUCCAAGUAUCAGUUUUAGGGUCAUACCUGCAACAGAUAAAGGCAUAUAUAGUUAAUUAAAAUAUCUGGAAUAUACAGGAAAUUACUAAAUAAAAAAUAUUGCACAUA